ACUGACCACCUCGCCUAGUCCUAGGUAUUCCAACGCUACCAAGUACCUCCGUCCACGGAUCCCGCUCCUGGCCUCAUCGUGUCAUUGAAUCAACAAUGCUACCUUCAACAGGCACACUUCAGGGGCCUUCCUCAAGCGCUACUUACCUCGCAGUAUUUCUCACGAGAUCGACAUCCCGAAACAGAAAGUUCGCAGGGAAGAGAACGAGAGAGAAAAAAAUGACAGAAACUUUUCAGAAAAAAAAAGUCAACACCCAUCGUCCAAAACAAUAUCGCCUUGUGGGACGGAAACAACGGCGUGCCCUGCAUGAGAUGACAUUUUUCAUGGACCCCUCCAGCAAGUGGGGGAAAUCCAAGCACCCACGGCACCAUGACAGCACCAGCACCGGCACGGCACUUUCGCAGUCUCUCGCUCCCAUUUGCGAGGGGAAUUCGCACCAUGGCUUGCGCCAUCAUGCACAUUUAUUGGCGCCGCUCAAGUGGUUUUUUUUUUUUUUUUGUCUCAGUCCGGACCUGCAGCAAUACGUACCUACAAUUGUCUCGACCGUCAUUCUACAGGACCUGUCAGUCAGGUCGCAGGCGUGGCAUUUCGGUCUGGACACGCCCGUUGCAAAGACUAGAGGGCGUUGGCGGCUUCUUCUGAGUCAACCACCGCCCUUCCACUGCCUAUCUCAAGUGACGAUCUCCAAGACUCGAAGUGCUUUCUCUCUCUACACGAGUCUACCUACCUCAACGGAUGGGUCUACGGAUACGGUGCACUGGACCGGCAGCCAAACAGAGCUGCUCUGCUUGAGCAUUCAUAAUCAUCACCUUAUCGUGGCGCAAGAUCCACGUCUCCGUCUUUUCGUCCCGAGUUUCCAGUGUCACUGUCCGCUAUGCCCGAUUCGGCGAUGCGCACCUUGGGUGCUUGGCAGACCGCGGCAAGCCAAAACGCAAUUCACGACAUCAACGCAUGGAGCUCGCUGUCAGUAUCGUCUUGGCUCUCAUCUUGUUUCUCCUGUUAGACUGUGCGGCUGGCCUCGUCGCCUCGAUCGAUUAAACACCUACAAGGGUUGUACGGCGCGCCCGAAGAACGACGAGCUGAGCUUCCAAAAACAAUGAUUCUGGAAAUGCCGUGCAAUGCGCCUGCGCCCGGCAGCUCAUUCAUCUGGUGAUGGAAACAGCGUGAGGCCAGCAACAUCCUCGUGCCAUCAAAAACGCCUCUAGUUUCGCCUCUACCGUCCGUAGUCACCUAUCACAGCUUGAAAUACGUCGGAUACAUACGAAUAUUCCACCUGGAAGACCCGAAGCAUACUUUUACCUAUCCGUACAUAUGAAAAGACGCUCAAGGUCAAGGUCGAGCCCGGUGGGCGCUGGCGAAUAAGUCGACGACGUCUACGGUCUUGGAUGUGAGACGGCUCCAAGCAGAACCUUAUCACUACGACGGCCGCUCUCUCGGUCUGCCGACCUCCAGGCACGCCAGGCUUGUCACC
Molecule: messenger RNA, 1471 nt
Organism: Colletotrichum phormii
Lineage: Eukaryota; Fungi; Ascomycota; Sordariomycetes; Glomerellales; Glomerellaceae
Exons: 1
Coding region: 96-1100 (334 amino acids)
Source: RefSeq, a predicted model, not a curated record